Messenger RNA from Phytophthora nicotianae INRA-310, 303 nucleotides. RefSeq lists its product as hypothetical. The record is from RefSeq and is a predicted model, not a curated record. Lineage: Eukaryota; Oomycota; Peronosporomycetes; Peronosporales; Peronosporaceae. The transcript has 4 exons. Bases 1 to 303 code for a protein of 100 amino acids.
AUGGUCGCGAAGAGCAUAACGGAUAAGCGCGGAAUGCACCUGCAAUCCAACGUGCCAGUCGAGGAGGAAUGCGACGUGAAAUGCUACGCUUCUAUUUCUGCUACCAACUCAACCAUCAGCGAAGCCAAUCGUAUCGCAUAUACAAUUAUCGUUGAUAUCGGCACUUGUAAAGAAGUAUUCGAUGGCAUGUUUAGAAACUUGUCAACGUACAAGGCUGCAUUGAUCAACGAAAUCGCUGAAGAACAAAUCGAGUUGAAUAUACAGUACGUGGUGCACGGAUUUAGUGGUCACUUACCAGAGUAG